AUGCUCCUGGCCCGGAUGAAUCCGCAGGUGCAGCCAGAGCGCAGCGGGGCUGGCCAGGGGCCGGGACAGCUGGGGCCCCAGCAGCCCCAGCAGCAAUCCCAGCCGCCACCGCCUCUGCAACCCACUCGGAAAGCUGUGGAGCUGGUGUUGGUGAAGGAGCAGAACGGGGUUCAGUGCGUUCUUGCGCCCCGAGGUGGGGACUCGCAGCCUCGGGAGACCUGGGGCAAGAAGAUCGACUUCCUCCUGUCUGUGAUCGGUUUCGCGGUGGACUUGGCCAACGUUUGGCGUUUUCCUUACCUCUGCUACAAGAAUGGUGGCGGGGCUUUCCUGAUCCCCUACACCCUGUUCCUCAUUAUUGCUGGGAUGCCUUUGUUCUACAUGGAGUUAGCUUUGGGCCAGUAUAACCGGGAAGGAGCUGCUACCGUGUGGAAAAUCUGCCCAUUUUUCAAAGGUGUUGGCUAUGCUGUUAUCCUAAUCGCACUCUAUGUGGGCUUCUACUACAACGUCAUCAUCGCAUGGUCUCUCUAUUACCUGUUCUCUUCAUUCACCCUUAAUCUUCCCUGGACCAACUGUGGCCAUCCUUGGAAUAGUCCAAACUGCACAGACUCCAAGUUCCUCAAUGGUUCUCUGUUAGGUAAUGGAACCAAAUACUCCAAGUACAAGCACACACCAGCAGCUGAAUUCUAUGAGCGUGGUGUGCUUCACCUUCAUGAGAGCAAUGGAAUUCAUGACAUUGGCAUGCCCCAGUGGCAGCUCUCUCUGUGCCUGAUGGUUGUCGUCGUCAUCCUCUUUUUUAGCUUAUGGAAAGGAGUGAAGACAUCUGGAAAGGUAAUGAUCUCUACUAACAGAAAAUAUCUAGAACUGGAAGCAACCUUUGAAAUUAUUUAGCCCAUUGUAUGUUAUGAGGAAAUUGAUAAGAAUUGCCAAAGGGAUGCUCUGCUAACUAGCACUAUCAACUGUGUCACAAGUUUCAUCUCUGGGUUUGCAAUCUUCUCCAUAUUGGGCUACAUGGCUCAUGAACACAAGGUCAAGAUUGAAGAUGUGGCAACAGAAGGUGCUGGUUUGGUUUUCAUCCUUUAUCCAGAAGCCAUCUCCACCUUGUCAGGAUCCACUUUUUGGGCCAUCGUUUUCUUUAUCAUGCUGUUGGCUCUGGGUAUUGAUAGCUCGAUGGGAGGCAUGGAGGCUGUCAUCACUGGCCUUGCAGAUGAUUUCCAGAUCCUUAAGCGUCACAGGAAACUUUUCACAUUUGCUGUCACCUUUGGCACCUUCCUGAUGGCUCUGUUUUGUAUCACUAAGGGUGGAAUAUAUGUGCUGACAUUACUGGAUACAUUUGCUGCUGGAACUUCCAUCUUGUUUGCUGUUUUAAUGGAAGCCAUUGGUGUUUCAUGGUUCUAUGGUGUGGACAGAUUCAGCAAUGAUAUUCAGCAGAUGAUGGGGUUCAAACCCGGACUUUACUGGAGGCUCUGCUGGAAAUUUGUGAGCCCGGCCUUCCUAUUGUUCGUGGUGGUUGUCAGCAUCAUCAACUUCAAGCCCCUCACCUAUGAUGAUUAUGUCUUCCCUUUGUGGGCCAACUGUGUGGGCUGGGGCAUUGCCCUCUCCUCCAUGGUAUUAGUGCCUGCCUACAUUAUCUACAAAUUCCUGAGCUUGAGGGGUUCCUUAAGAGAGAGACUGGCUUACUGCAUUACUCCGGAAAAUGAGCACCACCUUGUGGCACAAAGGAAUGUCAGGCAGUUCAAGCUCCAGCAUUGGCUAGCAAUUUGA
Molecule: messenger RNA, 1761 nt
Organism: Gracilinanus agilis (Agile Gracile Mouse Opossum)
Lineage: Eukaryota; Metazoa; Chordata; Mammalia; Didelphimorphia; Didelphidae
Gene: SLC6A2
Product: solute carrier family 6 member 2
Exons: 14
Biological process (GO): dopamine uptake involved in synaptic transmission; sodium ion transmembrane transport
Cellular component (GO): neuronal cell body membrane; neuron projection; presynaptic membrane
Molecular function (GO): norepinephrine:sodium symporter activity; dopamine:sodium symporter activity
Source: RefSeq, a predicted model, not a curated record